UUAAGUCAAACUUUGGGAAGAACGUUGACUCCAAUCUGUGCAAAAUAUACAGAAUCUGACGAUACUAAUCAAAACACCUAAAUGUAAAGUUCUUACCUCAUAUAGCUGGCGCUUAUGCUGAGAAACAUCUUUGGCGAAGAAGAAUUGUAUUAGUAGGUAGAGAACACUCACAAUUGCCAGGAUAAACAAGACAUGAACUUUUCGCAUUUUUAUUUUUUUUCAAAAAUUCGGAAUAUUUUUAUUUCCUUCACAUCUGGACAAGUCAUUUGUAAGUAUUUGGCCUAAUAAUUGUCUUGAAGUCCUCUAAUCACUUCCACUUUUACUGUUUGAUCGCAAUGCGAACCCAUACUGCGGUAAAGCCAAGAUAUACUUGACUAAAAAUCAAAAGUAAUGGGCGCUGACAUUUUGUAAGUCUAUAUGUCAAACUAUUGUUGUCAAACUAGCUGUCAAACCAUCUGAUGAAAAAAGUCACAAAAAAGGUAUCAAUCAAUCAUAUCAGACAUAAAAUAAUAGAAGUAGUAAUAAAAUUGUUGACAUAGUAUUUGAAACUCUUUACUUUCAAUUUGUUCAAUAUUAUGGAUGUAUUAUAUUGAUUUCGUUUUUUCCUAAAUUUGGCAUCAGGAACCGGAAACUGCUGGCAUGGCAGAAAAAAGAUACUCCGAUGCAAUUCGGAUUGUUUUACUGUGUUUAGCGUGGUAUGCUGUAAGUUCAGCUAACAAUGUUGUGGGGAAAGUACUACUUAGUGAUUUUCCGUAUCCUAUGACAGUUUCAAUGGUACAAUUAUUCUCAAUAUCUUUAUAUUUGAUACCACUUUUAAAAAUUAGAGACGUUCCAAAAUGCAACCUGAGUUGGAGGUAUUACUUUACAAUGAUAGGGCCCCUGGCCUUCGGGAAGUUCUUCUCAUCAGUUUCAGCACACAUAAGUCUCUGGAAAGUACCAGUUUCAUAUGCUCAUACAGUGAAAGCCACAAUGCCAUUGUUUACAGUAUUGUUAGCCAGAAUAAUUCUCGGUGAAAAACAAACAACUAAAGUAUAUUUAUCAUUGGUGCCAAUUAUAGGUGGUGUUGCCAUAGCUACCAUAACAGAGCUAUCGUUCAAUGUGACAGGUUUAGUUAGCGCUCUCGUUGCAACAUUGGGAUUUGCUGUCUUAAAUAUAUUUUCAAAAAAGUGUUUACGAGAAACAGGUAUUCAUCAUUUACGUUUACUAGUCAUCCUUGCUCGUCUGGCUACACUUAUGGCCCUCCCUGUGUGGCUGCUGUAUGAUGUCACUAGGAUAUGGGAUGAUUCACCCAUGCUCCACAGUACGCAUGCACCAAGGAUAUUAGCCUUAUUGAUAAUAGAUGGUGCAUGUAACUUUGGUCAAAAUGUUGUUGCAUUUACUGUGAUCGCCAUGGUAACACCACUCAGUUAUGCUGUUGCCAAUGCAACCAAGAGGAUCGCUAUAAUCUCAGUCUCACUCAUGAUGCUCAGAAAUCCAGUGACAAUAUACAAUGUACUUGGAAUGUUGACUGCUAUAACAGGAGUAUUAUUGUACAAUAAGACCAAGUAUGAUCAGAACCAAACACUGAAGAAACAGGCUAUCCUUCCUUAUGUCCGCACUGAUACUAACCUAGAACGUCAUCAUGUGACCUUUCAAACUAAUAGUAUAUUACACCCUUCUGCCUCUUCUUACGAUAUGGAAGACUAUUUUAAAAUAGUUCCGCAGAAUGACGAAUUCCAAGGGGAACAUAUUCAUGUACCAAAUGGAACUCCUAGGAUAUACUAGAGCUGAUGGUAACUGAAGAUUACAUAGUAGAACUAGCAGAGCUUAUACUUGCCUGUUGAAAAUGCUGAAUGUGCAGUAUUAUUAACUUUUGUGGACCAUUUUAACUGAACCAUUAAGAUCUGUGAUAAUACAUUAACAUUAAAAAGAAAAUGGUGUUCAAUGCAAUGCAGAACAGACGUCCUAUAAUGGAUAAAAAUGGACCAACUGUUUUGAGCUGUUGAAUAUUUUUCUUGCUUACAUUGUAGUAAGUGUAUGUGUAAUAUAUAGCAUUUAGGGCUAGUUUAUCACUUAUCUAAUUUAUUCUGUUUAGCUAGUAAAGUCAAUAGGAAUACUUAUUACAAAAUGAUCAAAAAGUAGCCUACCCUAACUCUUUUAAACAAGUUUCAUUGAGACAACUCUCUGUCUCAUAUACACAUGGACGUUUCCUACAGUAUGUUUAAUGAACAGCUUCUAUAC
Molecule: messenger RNA, 2220 nt
Organism: Owenia fusiformis
Lineage: Eukaryota; Metazoa; Annelida; Polychaeta; Sabellida; Oweniidae
Source: the annotation of a GenBank genome assembly